Momordica charantia (bitter melon) is the source of this 657-nucleotide messenger RNA. RefSeq lists its product as uncharacterized. The record is from RefSeq and is a predicted model, not a curated record. Gene Ontology annotation, molecular function: nucleic acid binding; RNA-DNA hybrid ribonuclease activity. NCBI's taxonomy places the organism in Eukaryota, Viridiplantae, Streptophyta, Magnoliopsida, Cucurbitales, Cucurbitaceae.
AUGGAARGUACUUCUCACKCUAUCKUCCUCUGCAAAAGGGCUAAGAAAAUCUGGAAUCUGAUGUUCCCAUCUCUCUUCACUUCUCCAAUAAAUGGAAAUCUCAGUUUUAUGGACAUUUGGCUGCUUCUUUAUGAUAAACUAAAUCCACAGCAGAGAGAUCUUGCUGCUUUUACCURUUGGGCAAUUUGGUGUGAUCGGAAUUCUWUGGCCCAUGGUUCUUCUGUCUCCACCCCUGCUUUAAGGUGCAAUUGGAUUAGUUCCUAUUUUCAGAAUUACUCACAGGCUCAAGAAAACAAGAGAAUCUCACCGCAGCAGAGCUCGGUCCCUCCCCCAUCCUGUCGUUGGCUUCCUCCUCGCGACUCAGCUAUGAAGGUGAACUCUGAUGCAGCCUGCCGUUCUACAUCAACAGGGCUAGGUCUUAUUAUCAGAGACCAUUUUGGGGUUUUGUUGGUAGCGAAAUCAAUGUUUCUGCCAAUGCCAUUGAACCCUCUUUUUGCCGAAAUCAGAGGAAUUUUGGAAGCUCUAAAGCUCGCUGCCUCACGGAGUUACACUCGCCUGGUUGUAGAAUCUGAUUGCCAAGAAGCCAUUCGCCUCGUUCAAGGAGAUCUGUUUUCGAUGGGAGAAGAAUUAAUUGGAUUAUGGAAAUUCGAUCGUUAG